Molecule: messenger RNA, 3159 nt
Organism: Morchella sextelata
Lineage: Eukaryota; Fungi; Ascomycota; Pezizomycetes; Pezizales; Morchellaceae
Exons: 1
Coding region: 1-3159 (1052 amino acids)
Source: RefSeq, a predicted model, not a curated record
AUGAUGCCCCGCCUAAAUCUCCUCCGUCAUCACCGUCGGUCCAGCAAUGAGCAAUCAUCAAAAUCUACACAUAACAAGCCAUCCACCACCCCUCCGCCGCAUACCCCCUCACCAGAAAUCCUCCCUCCGCUCAACAUUGGUAGCGGUUCACCUAGCCUCGGCACACCAGACACGUGGCUCGCCCCCACCACCCCAACCACCACCCCAACCGCCCCCGAACCUACCCCUCUGAGCCGCACCUCGACCGAGCCCGCCCGUUCACCAAAGAAGUCACGAAAGUCUGCUGACAAGGAGCGGAAACAGCAGAAUGCAUCAUCACCGCAAGCGCCAAAGGAUAAAAGGAAGCUAACGCUCCUCAAUCCUAUGUCGCUUCUCUCGCGCCGACGGAGCUCUCAGUCUACGAUUGAGAAGCAGCAGAAGACGGCGCGCGACUUGCCAGAUGACUUUGAUCCCGGGAUUAUAUACGGGACACGGCAUCCUGAUUGGUCAUCAGGUCCAAGGCGGGGUGGAUUGCUUCCAGUGAAUAGGCAGGAGACUGGGGGAAAGGAGUUGUUGAAGGUUGAGGUUGUUAAGGAGAGGAAUGGUCAAGGUUUCAAGGAGCAUUUUGAAGAUGAGAAGGGGGCCGAGGGAGAUAUUAUUCCAAAUAAGGAGAAAGUGCAGGAGCAACAGAGGUCAUUAUCGGAUGUAGGGCCGCAGAGGGCGCCAAUGACGUCGCCCCCGUCACCGCCAAUGAAAGCCCCUCCACCACCUCCAACUCCGCCAAAGGAUCUUUCGCCUUCACCUCCAAUUCCGUUAAAGGAAGCGACAGUCCCAGUGCCGCCAAUAGUCGAGACAGCGCCAGAAGAGGAAUCUGAUAAUGAAGGCGAGCUUCAUUCACCACCGGAUGGGCGUCCAAGAGUUUCUUUAUUCGAUCACCCACUCUCACUUCCGCAUCAUCUGAUCAACAAUUCUUCCCGCUUCUCAUUUGAGGGUAGUAGCGCUGCAGGGGAAUCAACAACGCAGUCAAAUGAUAACCUCUCGCUCAUCCCGCGGACAGCUCCUGAUUUUGAUCCCGACGAUUCCGACGCUGAAAUGGAUAUGGAUGAUAUAGAUAUGGACGGCGAGGACGACGAUGGUUUUGAGCGCGCAAACGAAGGAAUGUUUGGAGAAGGGGAUGAAUAUGAGGGAAGUGAUGAGGACGACGAUGAUGAUGAUGGCUUGGUCAUGGCGUUACAGCCUAUGUCUAUUGGUCUUCACCCAAUGUCCAUUGGACUUGCCGUCUCUGGAGGAGAUGAGUCUUCACAACACAGCUCCACUGUGGCACCCGAGGGAGAAUACACAGACAUGGAAGAAGAACUCCCAACAAUGGACCCAAACCCUGGUGCGGUAGUUCCAUACACCGGUACUGAGGUCCCACUGCGGAAGCGUAUUGCCAACCCACGAGGCUACGACCUCGAUGAUGACUCCGAUCUCGACUAUCUUGAGGACGGAGAUGGAAAUGGCGACAACGGAAUCGAGGGGUAUGAAGAUGAGGACGACAUGUAUUUUGAUGACGGAAUCAUCAUGGAUCCAACCCCGCAAGACAUAAGUCAAUAUAUAACGGCACCUGAUACUGCCGAGGCUACACCCCUCGGCGCUUCAAACCCUCUACUAUCUGAAGACCAGAGGCUUUCUUUAUCAACAGUUGGAGUUUCCAGCGGUGGGGCUAUGAUGGUUGAGGACGGUAGCAUGAGCGGUACUCAUGGUUCCGCCACCAACGGCGGUGGCUCCGGCACGGAUAAUCGUUCUUUCCCCCCCUUCAUCAACCCGAUUGGUGGCGGCCUUGGUUUUACCCAAGAACAUGCCCAAUUCUAUGCGCCAGACGGCACAAUGCUCGACGGAAACGGCUGCCCUCUUGCGCUUUCCACCCUGACACAGUCUCUCCAUGCAUACCAAAAGGAGCAACAGCGUCUUGCUGAAGAGGAAGAAGGUUUAAACGAUCCUCUCAAUGGCUACGAAAGUGACUACAACCCUUAUUCCUACUCACGAGGCGAAUCUCGGAGUGGGUAUUACUCUGAUGAGUACGAGGAAGAUGACGAAACUAUGGUCGCCGCAGCCAAUGCCGAGGCACUAGCGUACGACACCGAGUUUUACGGGCAAGAAUUUGGUUUCUAUCCGGCGCCGCCAUCAUCCGCCUCCGAUACAUCAGAGACGGGAGCAUAUGGCGGCUACUUUGGGCCACCUGGAGGCGAGAUUCUACAGCGGCCCCCGUUGCUAAGAAGACCGUCGCUCACGCCGAUAAGUGAACGCAGUGAAAGCUCAUGGAGGAACAGUGCAGUCUUCCCUGUGGAGGGAUGGAAAGGACUUGGCGCUCAGCGGCCGCUGAGUGCGCUUUCUUUUGGCGGCGGUGGUGAAGAGACAGGAGGUGGAGAUGGGAGUUUAGACGCCUUGAUGAAAUUGAGGAGAGGUGCGUGGGGUGGGAGUAACGGGAGCAUCAAGAGCAGCCUUGCUGGGACUGGCGGAGGAAAUAGUCCAGUUGCGCCACCGCCAGGAUGGGGAGCUAUGGGCGGUGCGGCAGGAAGUCCAGGUGUUAACGGCGGGGGCGGGAGUCCUGGGGUACUCCCGGGAAGCCCAUUAGCAAGCACUGGGAGCUUCAUGAGCUACCCUCCAGGGUUGACCCCGCCACCGGGCUUAUCACCGCCGCCUGGUUUGGGUUAUCCGCCACCACCAGGAUUAUCAUUACCACAGGGCCUAUCUCCCCCACCCGGAUUAUCCCCCCCACCUGGCUUGCCUCUUCCACCUGGCCUUUCGCCGCCACCUGGACUUUCAUCACCGCCACCGGGUCUAGCACACCCAGGCGUAAACGCGAUGCUGCCGACAAAGGGCUCGUUUGAUGAGCAACAGCUGCUGAUGAUGCAGGGGAGGCAGAUAAUGCAAAUGCAGAUGCAAAUGCAAAUGCAAAUGCAAAACAGCUCCCCAGCGGCCAAUAACGAAUUCUAUCAACAGAAUUCGGGAAUGCAAGUACAGACCCAAGCCCAACAAUCACAUCAGAAAGCUUCCACGGCAGACUCAAGCUAUGCGUCUGCGGUUGGGUCUCCUGUUGAUACGACAGGCCAGGAUGAAGGGGAGAAGAGGGAGGAGGUAGAGAAUUGGGUUUUUAAUGGUAGAAGAGUCGGAAGCAGGGGAAGUAGAGGGAGUUAG